AUAUUUAAAUUUAUAUACAUCACCAACUCAAUCCUUCCAAGAAAAAGAAAAGAAAUUUUACACUACAGGACUGCCAUAUGUCAUGUCUAGUCCAAAUUAUGACAUUUCUGCUGUUCCAGAGCCAGCAUCACAAGAUCCUAAAGAUGUGGUAGAUUCUGGAAUAUUAGAAGAGAAGCCCAAGAUAAUCAUUUCAUUCAUAAAGAAUCUUACAGAUCUUCAAAUCUUUUUCUACGGUGCUGACCACGAUGCCAACGGCUAUUUGACUUACAGUGAGAUAGGGAGCCUCCUAGGAGAAGAGACACCAGAACAAGAGCAACUGGAGCUAUUUGAUGCUGACGACGACAAGACGUUCUCCUACCCUGAACUUACCAGAGCGUUUGGACUGACUGGUAAGGGGCUUCAGGGGCUGGAACAUUGGUGAGGCCGGGGGACAGGGAGCCUGGAACAAAGUUCUGUAUAACAGCCCCAAACUAAGCAAUCCACAGCUUAAAAUUUUUAGUUCACAACUGACUCCAAAAGCAAAGAUUAUAAGAAAACCUCGAAAUUAUCAGACAGAGCAUCCCAUUCUGAACGCAGUGAUAAAUAGGAAAACAAGUCAUUCAGUUUAAUUGCAUGAAUAGAGGGUUUCCUUAACCUCUAACCAGAAGGGAGGUUAAGGAAAGGCACAGUGAUCCGUCGUCCUCUGUACUUGCUACGAGGAUUUUAGGAUGACACCCUUAAGACUGGAACUUUAAAGCUCAAGUAGUAUAAAGCGAUGAGGUGAAAGGAAAACUGGAAGGCUACAAUCCGUGAGAUAGAAUAAAAAGUGACAGCAAUGUAAGUGACAUGAAAUCGUACAGAAUCUAAAAACACCUCUUAAA
Molecule: messenger RNA, 860 nt
Organism: Vicugna pacos (alpaca)
Lineage: Eukaryota; Metazoa; Chordata; Mammalia; Artiodactyla; Camelidae
Source: RefSeq, a predicted model, not a curated record